Mytilus californianus (California mussel) is the source of this 1948-nucleotide messenger RNA. RefSeq lists its product as uncharacterized. The transcript has 5 exons. Lineage: Eukaryota; Metazoa; Mollusca; Bivalvia; Mytilida; Mytilidae. The record is from RefSeq and is a predicted model, not a curated record. The coding region runs from base 419 to 1426 and encodes 335 amino acids.
GUUUCUAUCUUAUUUUGAUAAUCUCUCAAAACUGAACCAUGCGUAAUGACGUUUUAAGUUAUAUACAUUUUGUGUCAAUACGGUGAUUUAAAAUCAAAAUCAAAUGAAUAAGUCUAUACGAAAUUCGUUUUGAAUCCUAAAAUAAAUAGGAUAUACUGUAAUUAGUAUUCUGGAUGGAUAUACAUAAAAUUUAACAUGCUUUGAAAAAGAAAUACAUUUUAACAUAUAUUUGAAAAUGGUUUUUAAACAUGCAAUGCAAUUGGAGCAGUUUGACUUAUUUGUUGAUUUCUGAAUUGCAUUGACGUUUUGAAGUAUUACAACAGUAAAUAAUCAUCCGUCUGUUUGUUGGAUUAUUUAAAACACAAAGAAGGAGAAGGAAGUAUAUAAAAAAUAUAAAAUUUGGAAAAUUAAUCAAAAUAUGAUGUCAGUGUAUCGUCUAGCAGAGGAAUACCGAGAUGUGGAGACCCCCGAUGGUCUUCAGAUUGGACCAAUUCGAAUACCAGUAGCCCAUACCUAUGGUCCAAUACGAGGUGUAGAAGGAAUCAAACUGUGCUCUCCUUCAAAAGAAUUGAUGACAUAUGAUAAUCGAGAACCGCCACCGUCUCCGCCAAAUAGUCUCGAUUUGGACAAUGAACAUGAUUAUAUUAUGAACAAAGCUCUCAGAUCCUACAAACUCCAUAGAGAUAAGGAAAAGGCGGAAAAUAGGCAAAGGCAUUUAAGAUCUGCCUGCUUGAAACGAUGGAAGACCCCUGAGCCACCAAGAAAUAUUCAGUCUGCAGGAUCAGAAAGGACGAGACCAGUCCUUGUACCAAAAGAUGCUAUAAAUGAAGUUAGGGAUGCAAAUAUAUCUGAAGAAGAUAUGAAGGUGAAAAACAAGAAGUCACUUGACUUAAACAAAGUAAACGUUGGGAGAGUAUUUGAAUUGAAUCGGAUAACUGUAGGAGUUUCUAGAAUGGCCGACCAAUCCCCGUCACCAACAAAAAGUGCCUCCUUUCAAAGACGUAAUAAAACGAGCCAACAAUGGUAUAGUCAAAGUGUUCCGAAUACAAGCUACAUCAACAAUCACAUGAGACUUUACAAUGGGCAGGGGAACAGUGGGCAUCAAAGUAGACAUUCCCAUAAUUCCAAAGUGCCUAGGUCGGCCUCAACAGCACGCAGUGACACUUCGAGUAGACCGGAAUCUGCCACUCAUUUUAAUUCAAAUGACGGAGGAAUAUUUCUACCAAAUAGACCAAAACAUGAUUAUUUUGUAAUUGAUCCUGAAUGGGUUUCUGAAUCAUUGACAAUACAGAAACUUAGUUUAAGUGAACGAAAACCCACCUAUGCCACUAGGACAAUGACAUGGCCUGGCAGACGAUGCAAAAGUGCCCCGCCAUCUAAAUGCAGGAAUCCAAUCACUUGGAAUGUUGUAGAUUCGGAGUCAUAGUAACAUCUAAAAUAGAAAGAAUAAUAUUAUACAAGUAAGAUUGCAGGAAUUCAUGAAAAAUCCUGGUAUCUUACAUUGUUCUGCGUUUAAUAAAAUACCGUGGAUGAACGAGAAUGAAACAUGAGAUAUGAACGUGCAUGUCCGACAUAUUUGUGUGUGCCUAGAAACAGUUAUAUCCGGCGAAACAUAUAAUUUGCUAUUUAAAUAUUCAAAUGGCGAAGAAUACCACAAAGCUGAUGAUUAUUCUCUUCAUGAAAAUGCCGGCUUUGUAUGUAAUAACACGGGCGAACUUUUUAUUUGGUGCAACGUAAAUAUUCACUUUGCAAUGCAAUUCAUAAGUAUUUAAUCUAAAGCUACAUCAUAUAUUCACGCAAGACUGUUGUGCUAUGUAUAAACCAUACAUUUGAAAACCCUAGGAUCAACCAUUCUAUAGGGAAUGUGACAUUCAUUUAUAUGCACAUAGAAUUGUCACACACAAUUAUUCUUCAAUUUGCAACCAUAAAAAUAAAAUAUUGAUUCCAA